AUGCUCUGCGCUACAGACCACGUCAGCUCCAUCCGUCUUAUCCUGCGCCAGCCGUCCCCAGUCUGGACGAUAUUCACCAUUGAAGAUCUGCAGAUCAAUCCGUCCGGCCAACAGAGUCUCCAGAAAGGGUUUUCCUGGUGGCUGAAUCAUCUUCCCCCAAAGGAGCAACUCCGGAGCCUGAACAAGGGCCUUCCUGAUCCCAACCGCGUGUCCAGCGAGCUGCAGCAGAUGUGGAUGCUAACGGAAGUGAUGCGGUCCAAUCAGAACGCAGCGAGUGUCGGCAGAUUUGACGUGGACGGCUGCUAUGACAUCAAUCUUCUGUCUUAUACAUGAGCGCCGCGUGGUGUCAGGAAUGGGAGGAGCCUCAGUGCAGGAACUGGAUGUCGGAUUGGGAUUGGAUAGAUGGAUCUGAUCCCCAGUGGGUCAUAAGAUUCAGACUGUGAGGAUAAUGUUGUGAGAUUAUUUAUCAUUAAUAAAGGGAAUUUAUACCAUA
This is a messenger RNA of Rana temporaria (common frog), 493 nucleotides long. It is a transcript of the gene NICN1, whose product is annotated as nicolin 1. Gene Ontology annotation, cellular component: nucleoplasm. NCBI's taxonomy places the organism in Eukaryota, Metazoa, Chordata, Amphibia, Anura, Ranidae. The record is from RefSeq and is a predicted model, not a curated record.